UAAAGCAUGGCCGAGUGUUAUUGUGUUAUUGCAUGAUGAUUACUGAAUAUUUUUAGAAUUUCAAACGUUUGUGACAUGAAAAGGUUUUUAGAAUUGAGUAGACUAGCUAAAGUGAGGUUGUAUCUACCAAAGAAACACAUUUAUAAACAUCUGGUUAGAGUGGACAGAGGUGAAAGGUGUUUUUUGAAGGUUCAGGAGAGCUUCAGUAUAAAAAUAAAAAACACUACAAUUUUUAACUCCGUCAGAAGUCAAAAAAUAUUGUCUAGAGACAAAUCAUUAUCGAAUGGUCUUAGCUGGAUUCAAAUUCUAUCCAAAAAGAUGUCAAAUCCAAGCGAAAUUUUAAAUCCACCACUUUCCACGAAGGGCAUGAAAAUUUUGGAUAAAGCAGCGUUUAAAAAACAGUGCAGAUUUCCUGGGUUGAAAAUUCCAGUUAGAUAUGUGGGAAAAUUAAACAAAAAAAUGAAGCAGAGUUUGGUAAAGAUUCCAAGGUUGAAAUGUAUCGCAGAAUUAGGUGAGAACGACGCCCAGAAUAAAAGUCAUAAAUUAUUUCUCUUCGAUCCAGCGAAGAUUAAAUCGUACAAAGACUUCAGCGAUGAGGAGCAGCGUGCUUUAACAGAAUUUGAAAUAGAUUUUAAGAACAUGGAAUGGUUUGAUACAGAACUGGGUUAUGACAAUUGGUCUGCGGCUGAAUUAACCAGAGCGGUUUUACCAGAUCAUAUUGAAGAUGGUGUGACAGGUUUUUCAAUCGUCGGACAUAUUGCUCAUCUAAAUUUAAAAGAUGAGGUCCUAGAGUAUAAACACGUAAUAGGAGAAAUUUUAUUAGAGAAAAAUCCAUCAAUACGAACAGUGGUCAACAAACUGAAUGUCAUAGACAACACUUUCAGAAACUUUCAGAUGGAACUUCUAGCUGGUGAACAAGAUUAUAUCACUACAGCAAGAGAAAAUGGUUGUGCUUUUGAAUUUGAUUUUUCAAAAGUUUAUUGGAAUUCUCGUUUAGGAUCAGAACACAAACGUCUGGUGGAUAUGAUAAAUAAAGGAGACGUUCUGUACGAUGUCUUCGCUGGUGUUGGUCCGUUUUCAAUCCUCGCUGCCAAAAAAGGCAUAGAAAUAAUUGCUAACGAUCUUAAUCCAGAGUCUUUCAAAUCACUCGUGAAAAAUAUAAAACUGAAUAAGAUUUCGGCGGAGGUUAAAACCUUUAAUAUGGAUGGUCGUGAAUUUAUUACCACAGUUCUGAAAGACGAUUUAAUUAAAAGACUGACGGAGGACGUCAAGAAUGAUUUACACGUUGCUAUGAACCUUCCUGCAUUAGCCUUAGAAUUUCUAGAUGCCUAUAAAUCGUUAUUGAGUAUGUCAGACAUUUCCGGGUUUUCUAUUGAAACGAUCGAAAGAAGGUUACCCUUCGUGCACUGUUACUGUUUCACAAAAAGUGGCGAACCUGAAAAAGAUGUUCAGGAACGAGCAGAAAGCAUCUUGGGAAUGGCCCUUCCUAAAGAUCAUGUGAUUCGAUAUGUUCGGAAUGUAGCACCAAAUAAGGAAAUGAUGUGUCUGAGUUUUAAAUUGUUUCCUGAUUUAAUUAUAGCAGCAACUUCAGAACCAGAUGCCAAGAAACAGAAAUUGUCCUAGUUAUUUUAGCAGUAAUUUUACGACAAUUUAGAGCAGUGAUUCUCAACCAGUGUGCGGCAAGAUCUUCCGAAGUGUGCUGCAAAAUUUUGAACGGCACACUAAGAAAAUGUAAAAAACCAUGUGAUCCCAAAUGAGUAUUCACUGGUGUCUACUGAUAAGUUCAUAGCUGUGUUUGUCUUUAUAUAGUUUGAGUCAUUUUAUGUGUCUAUAACUAGUCUCUGUCUACGGUUGUAUGCUGUUUGACUUACCAUGAUUUUAUUUUAAAAAAUUCAAAAUAUUUUUCAUAUAUUAUUUAGCCAGGUGUGCCGCUAUUUUUUCAUGUGUUCCAAGGUGUGCCGUUGGCAAAAUAAGACUGAGAACCACUGAAUGAACUUCCUCGGCCAAUGCAGGGAUCGAACACCCGACCUCCAGUCUAGCUAGCAAGCCAGCGUCUUACCUACUUAGCUUGUGAUCCCCCUACUUGUUUAGAGAGAUAACACAGUAAUAUAGCUGGUAUAAAUCUGAGAAUUGUGAUAACUGAUAUAAAUUUGAAAUGAAUCAAUAAACUAAAAGUAUGGAUAGAAAUCUGUUAUUAACCUAACAUGAUUGAUUACACAUCAAUAAAGAAAUCAAUUGAAAAUACUGAAUUGUAAAUUCUAGAUGACCAAAACCUCCAUUAAAAUGGAUUGAUUAAAACACAGAUCCUAUUUCUUUUUGUUUUUAUAGUUCAAAUUUCUGUUUUACUUGUCUUUACUACACUAGGAUCUGGAAAAGUUGUUAUAUAACAUGCAUCCUGGUUGAAGUGAGGGAUUAGUGUUGCCUGUUUAACCUCGUAGGUUUUCUCCGGUUUCCUCCCACUGCUAAAGACCUCUACGCGCAAGUGAUUAUUGAAAUUAAAUUAAACCAUGUGUUAGUCCCGAAAUGACCUAGUUUGUGUGGAGUGGAGUUAAACCCCAUCUCUCUCUCUCUCUCUCUCUCUCUCUCUCUCCUAUUUAAGGGAAACAUUAAUCAAUUCUGUCUUUGAUAUGUUCACAUUCAGAUGUGAUUUUUGAAAGGAACUGUCCAAGUACUAGAACAAUUACAAAUCGUUCUUUUUCAGACCGAGUUGAGAAAUAGGAGCAAACAUGUUUUCUUUUUAGUUUGUUUUUUCACAUUCUGACUUCCAUAUC
Patella vulgata (common limpet) is the source of this 2771-nucleotide messenger RNA. Its product is annotated as tRNA (guanine(37)-N1)-methyltransferase. The record is from RefSeq and is a predicted model, not a curated record. Gene Ontology annotation, biological process: mitochondrial tRNA methylation; tRNA N1-guanine methylation. The coding region runs from base 76 to 1623 and encodes 515 amino acids. Gene Ontology annotation, cellular component: cytoplasm; mitochondrial matrix. The transcript has 4 exons. Lineage: Eukaryota; Metazoa; Mollusca; Gastropoda; Patellidae.